Messenger RNA from Acanthosepion pharaonis, 1050 nucleotides. Lineage: Eukaryota; Metazoa; Mollusca; Cephalopoda; Sepiida; Sepiidae. The record is from the annotation of a GenBank genome assembly.
AUGAGUCGCACAUUGCUCGAAGACAGAGACGCAACUGUGUCGCACACUUCAAAAAGACAGAGACGCAACUGGAGUCACAGGAUGGCCGAAGACAGAGACGCAGUUUAUAGUCGCACACUGUUUCAAUCCGCCAUAUUUAAUUUGCGAAAUGCGCGCAUUUUUACACCCACGUACGUAAUUAAUUAUCAUUAUCUAUCUAUCUAUCUAUCUAUCUAUCUAUCUAUCUAUCUCAAGCCAUAUCUCUGUUGCUUCAAGUCAAUUCUGUCAGAAGAUACGAUGAUACAAGGGCGCACCUCCCAAAACCUUGAUGAGCAAUUAUUUCAAUUGAAAUAUUUUUUCUCUAGUCUACUCUCUUAUCUAUCUAUCUAUCUAUCUAUCUAUCUAUCUAUCUAUCUAUCUAUUUUAGUGUACUCUUAUCUAUCUAUUUUAUCUAUCUAUCUAUCUAUCUAUCUAUCUAUCUAUCUAUCUAUCUUAUCUUCUAAUCUAUCUAUCUAUCUAUCUAUCUAUCUAUCUAUCUAUCUAUCUAUCUAUCUUAGUCUGUUCAUAUCUGUUUUAGACUACUCUUAUCUAUCUAUCUAUCUAUCUAUCUAUCUAUCUAUCUAUCUAUCUUAUCUAUCUGUUUUAGUCUAUCUAUCAUAUCUAUCUAUUUUAUAUAUACUAUCUAUCUAUUAUCUAUUUUUUAGUCUCAUAUCUGUUUUAGAUAUAUCUUAUCUAUCUAUCUAUCUAUCUAUCUUAUUUUCUUUCUUUCUUUCUUUCUUUCUUUCUUUCUUUCUUUCUUUCUUUCUUUGGUUCCAUGGUUCUUUCUUUUUUUUUCUUUCCCAAACUGUCAUUUUUAUUCCUUGUCUUUCCUUUUUAUUAUAUGAUUUAUUUCUUCUUCCGUUUUUACCUUGUUUUCUUCUAAAUGUCGUCUCUCCAUUUUAUGUAACUCAAUCUCUUUCUAUGUCCGUUUAUUCCUAUCUAUCUAUCUAUCUAUCUAUCUAUCUAUCUAUCUAUCUAUCUAUCUAUCUGAGACAGGUAGAUUGGGUUGGAAUCAAAUUUCUCUCCCAGUAA